AUGCAGACUGUGUUUGACCGCAUAUCCUUCAGACCGACAGUCAACCUGAGCAAUCCCACCAUAGCAAACAUCUCCUUCACCCUGUAUGCUGUCCUGGGCGUGAAUGAGAAGACCCAGAUCCUCACUACCUUCCUGUGGAUGAGAUUGUACUGGCACCAUCAGUUCCUGGUUUGGGACGCUGAUGAUUGUGGCGGAGUCACCAGGAUUUCUCUGCCAGUCAAAGAGCUCUGGGUGCCUGACAUCAUCGUGUAUGAGUUUGUGGAUGACGACGUGUCACAGCAAUGCCCCUACGUCUACGUCAACCACACAGGCCACAUCCGCUGGGACAGGAUGCUGCGCCUCGUCAGCGCCUGCAACCUGGAAAUCUUCAGCUUCCCCUUCGAUGUGCAGAACUGCUCGUUUACCUUCGGCUCCUACAUGCACACCAUAAAGGAUGUGCGGUUGAGUCCAGCCCUGUCAUUUGAAGAGAUGUCGGGGAACUCGAAACAGUACCUGGAGGCUAGUGGGGAGUGGGAGCUGGUCAACAUCUACGGAGAGGCGUCUGUCCUCAAGUUUGGCAUCGACGAAUGGGACAUCAUCACUUUCUGGGUGGUAAUAAAGCGCAGGCCAGUGCUCUACGUGGUCAACCUGCUCAUCCCCAGUUCCUUCCUCAUGCUCAUCGACAUCCUCUCCUUCUACCUGCCUCCUCACAGCGUGGACCGCGCCUCCUUCAAGAUGACCCUUAUUUUGGGCUACACCGUGUUCCUGCUCAUCAUGAACGACCUGCUGCCCAGCACGGCCAACGGCACCCCCCUCAUAGGAAUUUACUUUUCAGUGUGUCUGGCUCUCAUGGUCAUCAGCCUGUUGGAGACAGUCGUCAUCACUAACGUGCUCCAUUCCAACUCCAAGAAGUACCACGAGGUGCCCCACUGGGUCCGUGUGGUCAUCCUGAAGCACAUCGCCCAUAUGAUCUGCUAUCAGUGGCCCGAGGAGCUUGUUCAACCCUCAGCCUCCAGAGGAUCCACCCAGGAUGACAAGGCAGACAGACCAAACCCCACAAGCCCUCCCUGGGUCCUUGCACCAGCCACCCCUGUGCACAUCCCUGCCCAGCACACUACAAGCACCAUUGGUCCUGGGGGCGUGUCCUCUGUGCCUGAGCUGCGUCAGAUCUGCCAGGACCUGAGUGACUUGCGUGCCCACCUAACGUCGAUGCAGAAGGAGGGUGUGCUGCAGGAGCAGUGGUGCCACGUAGGCUACGUACUGGACUUCCUGCUCUUCCGUAUCUACCUCCUCCUCAUCUCCUGCUACGCCACGGUCAUUAUCUGUAUGUGGUGCAUCUGGAUCAACCAAUGAGAGACUUGGAGAGACCGAAAGGGUGUAUUAGUUUUAGCUUGCCCAUUCCAUUGGUCCGAAGAUCACCUCGUGCAGUGGGCAGGCUAAAACAAAUGCACCCAGAGA
Molecule: messenger RNA, 1437 nt
Organism: Salvelinus fontinalis (brook trout)
Lineage: Eukaryota; Metazoa; Chordata; Actinopteri; Salmoniformes; Salmonidae
Product: 5-hydroxytryptamine receptor 3A-like
Exons: 8
Coding region: 1-1332 (443 amino acids)
Biological process (GO): signal transduction; nervous system process; chemical synaptic transmission
Cellular component (GO): neuron projection; synapse; postsynaptic membrane
Molecular function (GO): transmembrane signaling receptor activity; extracellular ligand-gated monoatomic ion channel activity; neurotransmitter receptor activity
Source: RefSeq, a predicted model, not a curated record